Hydractinia symbiolongicarpus is the source of this 774-nucleotide messenger RNA. RefSeq names its product glutamine-rich protein 2-like. Lineage: Eukaryota; Metazoa; Cnidaria; Hydrozoa; Anthoathecata; Hydractiniidae. The transcript is spliced from 3 exons. Bases 1 to 774 code for a protein of 257 amino acids. The record is from RefSeq and is a predicted model, not a curated record.
AUGUAUCCAGGUAUCAUUCAUUCAGGUAUCAUGUAUCCAGAUAUCAUGCAUCCAGGUAUCAUGCAUCCAGGUAUCAUGCAUUCAGGUAUCAUGCAUCCAGGUAUCAUGCAUCCAGGUAUCAUGCAUUCAGGUAUCAUGCAUCCAGGUAUCAUGCAUCCAGGUAUCAUGCAUCCAAGUAUCAUGCAUCCAAGUAUCAUGCAUCCAGGUAUCAUGCAUCCAGGUAUCAUGCAUCCAGGUAUCAUGCAUCCAAGUAUCAUGCAUCCAGCUAUCAUGCAUCCAGGUAUCAUGUAUCCAGGUAUCAUGCAUUCAGGUAUCAUGUAUCCAGGUAUCAUGCAUUCAGGUAUCAUGCAUUCAGGUAUCAUGUAUCCAGGUAUAAUUCAUUCAGGUAUCAUGCAUUCAGGUAUCAUGCAUUCAGGUAUCAUGUAUCCAGGUAUAAUUCGUUCAGGUAUCAUGCAUCCAGGCAUCAUGCAUUCAGGUAUCAUGCAUUCAGGUAUCAUGUAUCCAGCUAUCAUUCAUUCAGGUAUCAUGUAUCCAGGUAUCAUGUAUCCAGGUAUCAUGCAUCCAGGUAUCAUGUAUCCAGCUAACAUGCAUCCAGGUAUCAUGUAUCCAGGUAUCAUGCAUCCAGGUAUCAUGCAUUCAGGAUCUCUUUUGAUAUCUAAAUAUAUGGGAAACGGUAUUCAUGUUUCUCCACACAAUAAAUGCGGAAAAAGCCGAAACAAAGUUAAAUUUUCACGUUAUUUAGUGUUUACAUUAAGUAAAAAUUUAUCUAAUUGA